AUGGCGGAGCAGGAUGGAAACGCAGCGACGCCCUCCGCGCUCGCUCUCUUCGCCUCCCGCCUCUCCUGUCGCAGGUUCGGGGACGAGGACCUCCGGGUGCUGCUGUCCGCCGGCGCUGACGUCCCCGCGCUGCUCGCCACGCGCUCGGCGGCCCGGAGUCUGCUUCAAGCAAGCGCGGCGGAGGCAUUCGCGUUCACCGCGACGGGUUCAGUGAUGGAUGGUGGGACCAGCCUCGCCGUCGCUGACUUCUUUUCACGCGCCUUCGCGCUCGUAGGCGAUGUCGAGAGCUGCCUUGCCAUGAGAUACGAGGCCCUGUUGCUUCGAGACGCUAAAUACUGCAACGAUCUUCACUUGCAAGUGUCCCGUCAGGAGUGGUUAACUUUCGCAAAGGACUCUCUUGAUAAUGGCUUCUACACCAUUGCCUCCAAGGCUUUUGCAAAUGCUCUUGGGCACAUUCAUCCAAGCCACCCAGGGCACUUGGACUCUGCUAAUGCCAUCGAGGAGAAGGACAAGAUCAAUGAUAUAACAGGACUCCAGAACUUGGCCAAGUCAUUAUCUGCACAGCAUUCUGGUGAGUUUUCAAUGCCAUGGAUUGCUUAA
Messenger RNA from Miscanthus lutarioriparius, 600 nucleotides. The record is from the annotation of a GenBank genome assembly. NCBI's taxonomy places the organism in Eukaryota, Viridiplantae, Streptophyta, Magnoliopsida, Poales, Poaceae.